CAGACAUACGGCACUGUUAUGUCACUUACCCAGCUAGCUUGAUCCAGCAGAAAAGCCGCUGCCUGAAACUUCAGGCUUCAGACGUGCAGCUCAAGAUGAGUCGAUGAGACUGGCAUUUUGUAAUGAGGCUGGUCCAGAAUACCUGGAGAGGAUGCCCUUAAAGCUACAAGGCCCUGGCAUUCACAGCAUGAGUGCAGAUGGAAAACAGAGCGUCAUGAAAGAGGCUGACACUGGGGGCGACGAGGAGGGUGAACAAUGUGAGAAGAAGGAAGAAGAGGUUCCAAUGAGUCGGAGUUUUUCAGUAGAGGACCUCCUCGAUGAGGUGGAGAAGAUCUGUUACGAUGCUUCGGGGACGUCCAAGAUGGAGAUGGUGGUGAGGUUGUGGAAGGACGGCUUCACUGUGAACGACGGAGACUUCCGCAGCUACUCAGUGCCAGAGAAUCAGGAGUUCCUGGAUGCCAUUAAGCGAGGGGAGCUUCCAGCCGAGUGGGAGAGCAGAGCAGAAGAGGAGGAGCUGGAGAUCAGCGUGGAGGACAUGACGGAGGAAAACUACGUCUACAAGAAGAAGGCCGCCGCCUUUCACCCCUUCAGCGGGCGGGGGUACCGACUCGGCAGCGUGGCACCCAGAGUCGUGGCCAGGUCACCAUCUGUGCACGAGGAUGGAGAAUCUCCUCCUAUUCCCAUGGUAACACUAGACCACUCUCUUCCUGUCACGUCCCUGCAGAUCUGGUUGGCCGACGGACGGAGACUGGUCCAGAGGUUCAACCUAUCGCAUCGGAUUGCUGAUGUUCACGACUUCGCCUCGCGCUGCCAGAGAAGCUGCCCACCCUUCAUCCUGACCACAUCCCUCCCUUACCGAGAGCUCACCGACAAAGACCUGAGUCUAGAGGAGGCGGACCUGGCCCACGCCGUCAUCGUCCAGAGACCCCUGAUCACGCACGCUCUGUUUGGACACUCGUGACCUGUCCCGACUCGGGAGUCUCACUCACGGCACGCCUCCCUGUCCUGCGACUCGAAUGGUGUUUGUUGUGCUGCCUGAGCCGCCUCUGGCGGCCGGCGUUCCCGUACGGUGUUUGUGGGUGAUUAGCUGCAGGCUAACUCACCAGAUCUGUCACUAAGUGCUGCUGAGAGGAUGCUGUCGUGUUCUCCUGGAGGACAAAGAUGAUCUCCAAACCCCAGAAUGUUCGAACAGGACAAACAAGUGUCUCCCCCCCCCCCCCCCCCCUACCCACAAUGCAACUAUGAUAAGCUAAGUCUUCCCAAACUCUGACUACUACUUUAUGCACUGUUUGCAGUUUAAAUAAGGGUUUGAUAGGUUUACGUUUACAGUUUAUCGACCACGUAUUGUUUUUAUCUUACCGUAUUAUGUCUGCCUGCUUUUAAGGAUGUUUUUUGGGUUUCUAGAGUGAUUUAUUUUUUGCAUUUGUUUUAUUUUUUGUUUGUUUUUAAAGGAGUCGUUUAUAAAAGUUCUGUUGUUUGACCGAAUCGUUAAAAUGGACGUCACGAGUCAUUGUGUAACACAAUAAAAUCUUUUAAAAUGUG
Nothobranchius furzeri (turquoise killifish) is the source of this 1542-nucleotide messenger RNA. RefSeq names its product UBX domain protein 2A (gene ubxn2a). Lineage: Eukaryota; Metazoa; Chordata; Actinopteri; Cyprinodontiformes; Nothobranchiidae. The record is from RefSeq and is a predicted model, not a curated record. Gene Ontology annotation, cellular component: nucleus; cytosol. Gene Ontology annotation, biological process: autophagosome assembly; proteasome-mediated ubiquitin-dependent protein catabolic process; nuclear membrane reassembly. Gene Ontology annotation, molecular function: ubiquitin binding.